CAAAACUGCGGGGAGAGAAAUCACGUGGAGCUGAGUUGUUAAACAGGAAGCAGGAAGACACAUGGGACCGGAUGACAGAGUCGACAAAGACAACGUGAGACGGCGCAGCGGAGACCACGGUUUACAACACGCUAAGAAGAAUAAAAGCCCGGAAUCGAAGUUAAGCCACGCGCGGCACCCUUCGUCACCGAUACUCCUACUCGAGAAGGACGAUGCCUCGUGGGCGACACUGUUCUGCGCUCUCUUCCUCUGCGUCAUCGUGGUGGCGGCCAUGGCCGUUCUCAUCACGCGCCAUCUGGCGUCUCGACAUGCCAGCGACGAAGGUGUCUGCGCCACCGAAGACUGCAUCAGGCACGGACGCCUGCUCCUCGACAGGCUCAACCUGUCGGCCAACCCGUGCUCCAGCUUCUACCAAUACGUCUGUGCAAACGUGGCUUUCGACACUGCCGAGGAAAAAGUGCGAAGGAUGUAUGGACAACAAGUGAAGGACUUCAUGGAGCAGAGAGAAACCCUGAUAAAGAAGGACAAAGACACCUCGCAUGAUUAUGACGUGAAGGCUUCGCGGGCACUGGACCUGUGCCUGGGGAGACCAGACACCAUGAAUCCAACACCUUUCGUCCAGUUUAUGCGUGAACGUGGACUGACAUGGCCGAUGAAACCAAAACCUCCAGAGCGUCGGACAAACCAGUCAGGCAAGAUAUUUACCUAAAUAUUUACCUUGUUCUUGAAGGAAACACAACCAUGAUCCACAAAGUACUGAAAAAUACCAAACAUACGUCCCGUGGACGAUUUGCAGCCUAUAACGUAAUUAGCACGCCUUGACAUUUAACCAUAUGGAGAAGUAUUGUGUUUGUAAACAAAAAAAAAAAAAGAA
Dermacentor andersoni is the source of this 874-nucleotide messenger RNA. RefSeq names its product endothelin-converting enzyme homolog. Gene Ontology annotation, biological process: proteolysis. The record is from RefSeq and is a predicted model, not a curated record. Gene Ontology annotation, molecular function: metalloendopeptidase activity. NCBI's taxonomy places the organism in Eukaryota, Metazoa, Arthropoda, Arachnida, Ixodida, Ixodidae.